Molecule: messenger RNA, 23835 nt
Organism: Closterium sp. Yama58-4
Lineage: Eukaryota; Viridiplantae; Streptophyta; Zygnematophyceae; Desmidiales; Closteriaceae
Source: the annotation of a GenBank genome assembly
AUGCACCGCCAUUCCUCCUGCCUCACCAUUCUUGGCGGCAUGCGCCUCAGCGCAGCAGCUUCCGCCUCAUCAUCUCUUGGACCAAGGCGCGCUCUCGUGGACCAAGGCGCGCUCUCGUGGACCAAGGCGCGCUCUCGUGGACCAAGGCGCGCUCUCGUGGACCAAGGCGCGCUCUCGUGGACCAAGGCGCGCUCUCGUGGACCAAGGCGCGCUCUCGUGGACCAAGGCGCGCUCUCGUGGACCAAGGCGCGCUCUCGUGGACCAAGGCGCGCUCUCGUGGACCAAGGCGCGCUCUCGUGGACCAAGGCGCGCUCUCGUGGACCAAGGCGCGCUCUCGUGGACCAAGGCGCGCUCUCGUGGACCAAGGCGCGCUCUCGUGGACCAAGGCGCGCUCUCGUGGACCAAGGCGCGCUCUCGUGGACCAAGGCGCGCUCUCGUGGACCAAGGCGCGCUCUCGUGGACCAAGGCGCGCUCUCGUGGACCAAGGCGCGCUCUCGUGGACCAAGGCGCGCUCUCGUGGACCAAGGCGCGCUCUCGUGGACCAAGGCGCGCUCUCGUGGACCAAGGCGCGCUCUCGUGGACCAAGGCGCGCUCUCGUGGACCAAGGCGCGCUCUCGUGGACCAAGGCGCGCUCUCGUGGACCAAGGCGCGCUCUCGUGGACCAAGGCGCGCUCUCGUGGACCAAGGCGCGCUCUCGUGGACCAAGGCGCGCUCUCGUGGACCAAGGCGCGCUCUCGUGGACCAAGGCGCGCUCUCGUGGACCAAGGCGCGCUCUCGUGGACCAAGGCGCGCUCUCGUGGACCAAGGCGCGCUCUCGUGGACCAAGGCGCGCUCUCGUGGACCAAGGCGCGCUCUCGUGGACCAAGGCGCGCUCUCGUGGACCAAGGCGCGCUCUCGUGGACCAAGGCGCGCUCUCGUGGACCAAGGCGCGCUCUCGUGGACCAAGGCGCGCUCUCGUGGACCAAGGCGCGCUCUCGUGGACCAAGGCGCGCUCUCGUGGACCAAGGCGCGCUCUCGUGGACCAAGGCGCGCUCUCGUGGACCAAGGCGCGCUCUCGUGGACCAAGGCGCGCUCUCGUGGACCAAGGCGCGCUCUCGUGGACCAAGGCGCGCUCUCGUGGACCAAGGCGCGCUCUCGUGGACCAAGGCGCGCUCUCGUGGACCAAGGCGCGCUCUCGUGGACCAAGGCGCGCUCUCGUGGACCAAGGCGCGCUCUCGUGGACCAAGGCGCGCUCUCGUGGACCAAGGCGCGCUCUCGUGGACCAAGGCGCGCUCUCGUGGACCAAGGCGCGCUCUCGUGGACCAAGGCGCGCUCUCGUGGACCAAGGCGCGCUCUCGUGGACCAAGGCGCGCUCUCGUGGACCAAGGCGCGCUCUCGUGGACCAAGGCGCGCUCUCGUGGACCAAGGCGCGCUCUCGUGGACCAAGGCGCGCUCUCGUGGACCAAGGCGCGCUCUCGUGGACCAAGGCGCGCUCUCGUGGACCAAGGCGCGCUCUCGUGGACCAAGGCGCGCUCUCGUGGACCAAGGCGCGCUCUCGUGGACCAAGGCGCGCUCUCGUGGACCAAGGCGCGCUCUCGUGGACCAAGGCGCGCUCUCGUGGACCAAGGCGCGCUCUCGUGGACCAAGGCGCGCUCUCGUGGACCAAGGCGCGCUCUCGUGGACCAAGGCGCGCUCUCGUGGACCAAGGCGCGCUCUCGUGGACCAAGGCGCGCUCUCGUGGACCAAGGCGCGCUCUCGUGGACCAAGGCGCGCUCUCGUGGACCAAGGCGCGCUCUCGUGGACCAAGGCGCGCUCUCGUGGACCAAGGCGCGCUCUCGUGGACCAAGGCGCGCUCUCGUGGACCAAGGCGCGCUCUCGUGGACCAAGGCGCGCUCUCGUGGACCAAGGCGCGCUCUCGUGGACCAAGGCGCGCUCUCGUGGACCAAGGCGCGCUCUCGUGGACCAAGGCGCGCUCUCGUGGACCAAGGCGCGCUCUCGUGGACCAAGGCGCGCUCUCGUGGACCAAGGCGCGCUCUCGUGGACCAAGGCGCGCUCUCGUGGACCAAGGCGCGCUCUCGUGGACCAAGGCGCGCUCUCGUGGACCAAGGCGCGCUCUCGUGGACCAAGGCGCGCUCUCGUGGACCAAGGCGCGCUCUCGUGGACCAAGGCGCGCUCUCGUGGACCAAGGCGCGCUCUCGUGGACCAAGGCGCGCUCUCGUGGACCAAGGCGCGCUCUCGUGGACCAAGGCGCGCUCUCGUGGACCAAGGCGCGCUCUCGUGGACCAAGGCGCGCUCUCGUGGACCAAGGCGCGCUCUCGUGGACCAAGGCGCGCUCUCGUGGACCAAGGCGCGCUCUCGUGGACCAAGGCGCGCUCUCGUGGACCAAGGCGCGCUCUCGUGGACCAAGGCGCGCUCUCGUGGACCAAGGCGCGCUCUCGUGGACCAAGGCGCGCUCUCGUGGACCAAGGCGCGCUCUCGUGGACCAAGGCGCGCUCUCGUGGACCAAGGCGCGCUCUCGUGGACCAAGGCGCGCUCUCGUGGACCAAGGCGCGCUCUCGUGGACCAAGGCGCGCUCUCGUGGACCAAGGCGCGCUCUCGUGGACCAAGGCGCGCUCUCGUGGACCAAGGCGCGCUCUCGUGGACCAAGGCGCGCUCUCGUGGACCAAGGCGCGCUCUCGUGGACCAAGGCGCGCUCUCGUGGACCAAGGCGCGCUCUCGUGGACCAAGGCGCGCUCUCGUGGACCAAGGCGCGCUCUCGUGGACCAAGGCGCGCUCUCGUGGACCAAGGCGCGCUCUCGUGGACCAAGGCGCGCUCUCGUGGACCAAGGCGCGCUCUCGUGGACCAAGGCGCGCUCUCGUGGACCAAGGCGCGCUCUCGUGGACCAAGGCGCGCUCUCGUGGACCAAGGCGCGCUCUCGUGGACCAAGGCGCGCUCUCGUGGACCAAGGCGCGCUCUCGUGGACCAAGGCGCGCUCUCGUGGACCAAGGCGCGCUCUCGUGGACCAAGGCGCGCUCUCGUGGACCAAGGCGCGCUCUCGUGGACCAAGGCGCGCUCUCGUGGACCAAGGCGCGCUCUCGUGGACCAAGGCGCGCUCUCGUGGACCAAGGCGCGCUCUCGUGGACCAAGGCGCGCUCUCGUGGACCAAGGCGCGCUCUCGUGGACCAAGGCGCGCUCUCGUGGACCAAGGCGCGCUCUCGUGGACCAAGGCGCGCUCUCGUGGACCAAGGCGCGCUCUCGUGGACCAAGGCGCGCUCUCGUGGACCAAGGCGCGCUCUCGUGGACCAAGGCGCGCUCUCGUGGACCAAGGCGCGCUCUCGUGGACCAAGGCGCGCUCUCGUGGACCAAGGCGCGCUCUCGUGGACCAAGGCGCGCUCUCGUGGACCAAGGCGCGCUCUCGUGGACCAAGGCGCGCUCUCGUGGACCAAGGCGCGCUCUCGUGGACCAAGGCGCGCUCUCGUGGACCAAGGCGCGCUCUCGUGGACCAAGGCGCGCUCUCGUGGACCAAGGCGCGCUCUCGUGGACCAAGGCGCGCUCUCGUGGACCAAGGCGCGCUCUCGUGGACCAAGGCGCGCUCUCGUGGACCAAGGCGCGCUCUCGUGGACCAAGGCGCGCUCUCGUGGACCAAGGCGCGCUCUCGUGGACCAAGGCGCGCUCUCGUGGACCAAGGCGCGCUCUCGUGGACCAAGGCGCGCUCUCGUGGACCAAGGCGCGCUCUCGUGGACCAAGGCGCGCUCUCGUGGACCAAGGCGCGCUCUCGUGGACCAAGGCGCGCUCUCGUGGACCAAGGCGCGCUCUCGUGGACCAAGGCGCGCUCUCGUGGACCAAGGCGCGCUCUCGUGGACCAAGGCGCGCUCUCGUGGACCAAGGCGCGCUCUCGUGGACCAAGGCGCGCUCUCGUGGACCAAGGCGCGCUCGUGGACCAAGGCGCGCUCUCGUGGACCAAGGCGCGCUCUCGUGGACCAAGGCGCGCUCUCGUGGACCAAGGCGCGCUCUCGUGGACCAAGGCGCGCUCUCGUGGACCAAGGCGCGCUCUCGUGGACCAAGGCGCGCUCUCGUGGACCAAGGCGCGCUCUCGUGGACCAAGGCGCGCUCUCGUGGACCAAGGCGCGCUCUCGUGGACCAAGGCGCGCUCUCGUGGACCAAGGCGCGCUCUCGUGGACCAAGGCGCGCUCUCGUGGACCAAGGCGCGCUCUCGUGGACCAAGGCGCGCUCUCGUGGACCAAGGCGCGCUCUCGUGGACCAAGGCGCGCUCUCGUGGACCAAGGCGCGCUCUCGUGGACCAAGGCGCGCUCUCGUGGACCAAGGCGCGCUCUCGUGGACCAAGGCGCGCUCUCGUGGACCAAGGCGCGCUCUCGUGGACCAAGGCGCGCUCUCGUGGACCAAGGCGCGCUCUCGUGGACCAAGGCGCGCUCUCGUGGACCAAGGCGCGCUCUCGUGGACCAAGGCGCGCUCUCGUGGACCAAGGCGCGCUCUCGUGGACCAAGGCGCGCUCUCGUGGACCAAGGCGCGCUCUCGUGGACCAAGGCGCGCUCUCGUGGACCAAGGCGCGCUCUCGUGGACCAAGGCGCGCUCUCGUGGACCAAGGCGCGCUCUCGUGGACCAAGGCGCGCUCUCGUGGACCAAGGCGCGCUCUCGUGGACCAAGGCGCGCUCUCGUGGACCAAGGCGCGCUCUCGUGGACCAAGGCGCGCUCUCGUGGACCAAGGCGCGCUCUCGUGGACCAAGGCGCGCUCUCGUGGACCAAGGCGCGCUCUCGUGGACCAAGGCGCGCUCUCGUGGACCAAGGCGCGCUCUCGUGGACCAAGGCGCGCUCUCGUGGACCAAGGCGCGCUCUCGUGGACCAAGGCGCGCUCUCGUGGACCAAGGCGCGCUCUCGUGGACCAAGGCGCGCUCUCGUGGACCAAGGCGCGCUCUCGUGGACCAAGGCGCGCUCUCGUGGACCAAGGCGCGCUCUCGUGGACCAAGGCGCGCUCUCGUGGACCAAGGCGCGCUCUCGUGGACCAAGGCGCGCUCUCGUGGACCAAGGCGCGCUCUCGUGGACCAAGGCGCGCUCUCGUGGACCAAGGCGCGCUCUCGUGGACCAAGGCGCGCUCUCGUGGACCAAGGCGCGCUCUCGUGGACCAAGGCGCGCUCUCGUGGACCAAGGCGCGCUCUCGUGGACCAAGGCGCGCUCUCGUGGACCAAGGCGCGCUCUCGUGGACCAAGGCGCGCUCUCGUGGACCAAGGCGCGCUCUCGUGGACCAAGGCGCGCUCUCGUGGACCAAGGCGCGCUCUCGUGGACCAAGGCGCGCUCUCGUGGACCAAGGCGCGCUCUCGUGGACCAAGGCGCGCUCUCGUGGACCAAGGCGCGCUCUCGUGGACCAAGGCGCGCUCUCGUGGACCAAGGCGCGCUCUCGUGGACCAAGGCGCGCUCUCGUGGACCAAGGCGCGCUCUCGUGGACCAAGGCGCGCUCUCGUGGACCAAGGCGCGCUCUCGUGGACCAAGGCGCGCUCUCGUGGACCAAGGCGCGCUCUCGUGGACCAAGGCGCGCUCUCGUGGACCAAGGCGCGCUCUCGUGGACCAAGGCGCGCUCUCGUGGACCAAGGCGCGCUCUCGUGGACCAAGGCGCGCUCUCGUGGACCAAGGCGCGCUCUCGUGGACCAAGGCGCGCUCUCGUGGACCAAGGCGCGCUCUCGUGGACCAAGGCGCGCUCUCGUGGACCAAGGCGCGCUCUCGUGGACCAAGGCGCGCUCUCGUGGACCAAGGCGCGCUCUCGUGGACCAAGGCGCGCUCUCGUGGACCAAGGCGCGCUCUCGUGGACCAAGGCGCGCUCUCGUGGACCAAGGCGCGCUCUCGUGGACCAAGGCGCGCUCUCGUGGACCAAGGCGCGCUCUCGUGGACCAAGGCGCGCUCUCGUGGACCAAGGCGCGCUCUCGUGGACCAAGGCGCGCUCUCGUGGACCAAGGCGCGCUCUCGUGGACCAAGGCGCGCUCUCGUGGACCAAGGCGCGCUCUCGUGGACCAAGGCGCGCUCUCGUGGACCAAGGCGCGCUCUCGUGGACCAAGGCGCGCUCUCGUGGACCAAGGCGCGCUCUCGUGGACCAAGGCGCGCUCUCGUGGACCAAGGCGCGCUCUCGUGGACCAAGGCGCGCUCUCGUGGACCAAGGCGCGCUCUCGUGGACCAAGGCGCGCUCUCGUGGACCAAGGCGCGCUCUCGUGGACCAAGGCGCGCUCUCGUGGACCAAGGCGCGCUCUCGUGGACCAAGGCGCGCUCUCGUGGACCAAGGCGCGCUCUCGUGGACCAAGGCGCGCUCUCGUGGACCAAGGCGCGCUCUCGUGGACCAAGGCGCGCUCUCGUGGACCAAGGCGCGCUCUCGUGGACCAAGGCGCGCUCUCGUGGACCAAGGCGCGCUCUCGUGGACCAAGGCGCGCUCUCGUGGACCAAGGCGCGCUCUCGUGGACCAAGGCGCGCUCUCGUGGACCAAGGCGCGCUCUCGUGGACCAAGGCGCGCUCUCGUGGACCAAGGCGCGCUCUCGUGGACCAAGGCGCGCUCUCGUGGACCAAGGCGCGCUCUCGUGGACCAAGGCGCGCUCUCGUGGACCAAGGCGCGCUCUCGUGGACCAAGGCGCGCUCUCGUGGACCAAGGCGCGCUCUCGUGGACCAAGGCGCGCUCUCGUGGACCAAGGCGCGCUCUCGUGGACCAAGGCGCGCUCUCGUGGACCAAGGCGCGCUCUCGUGGACCAAGGCGCGCUCUCGUGGACCAAGGCGCGCUCUCGUGGACCAAGGCGCGCUCUCGUGGACCAAGGCGCGCUCUCGUGGACCAAGGCGCGCUCUCGUGGACCAAGGCGCGCUCUCGUGGACCAAGGCGCGCUCUCGUGGACCAAGGCGCGCUCUCGUGGACCAAGGCGCGCUCUCGUGGACCAAGGCGCGCUCUCGUGGACCAAGGCGCGCUCUCGUGGACCAAGGCGCGCUCUCGUGGACCAAGGCGCGCUCUCGUGGACCAAGGCGCGCUCUCGUGGACCAAGGCGCGCUCUCGUGGACCAAGGCGCGCUCUCGUGGACCAAGGCGCGCUCUCGUGGACCAAGGCGCGCUCUCGUGGACCAAGGGCGGACUCGUGGACCAAGGCGCGCUCUCGUGGACCAAGGCGCGCUCUCGUGGACCAAGGCGCGCUCUCGUGGACCAAGGCGCGCUCUCGUGGACCAAGGCGCGCUCUCGUGGACCAAGGCGCGCUCUCGUGGACCAAGGCGCGCUCUCGUGGACCAAGGCGCGCUCUCGUGGACCAAGGCGCGCUCUCGUGGACCAAGGCGCGCUCUCGUGGACCAAGGCGCGCUCUCGUGGACCAAGGCGCGCUCUCGUGGACCAAGGCGCGCUCUCGUGGACCAAGGCGCGCUCUCGUGGACCAAGGCGCGCUCUCGUGGACCAAGGCGCGCUCUCGUGGACCAAGGCGCGCUCUCGUGGACCAAGGCGCGCUCUCGUGGACCAAGGCGCGCUCUCGUGGACCAAGGCGCGCUCUCGUGGACCAAGGCGCGCUCUCGUGGACCAAGGCGCGCUCUCGUGGACCAAGGCGCGCUCUCGUGGACCAAGGCGCGCUCUCGUGGACCAAGGCGCGCUCUCGUGGACCAAGGCGCGCUCUCGUGGACCAAGGCGCGCUCUCGUGGACCAAGGCGCGCUCUCGUGGACCAAGGCGCGCUCUCGUGGACCAAGGCGCGCUCUCGUGGACCAAGGCGCGCUCUCGUGGACCAAGGCGCGCUCUCGUGGACCAAGGCGCGCUCUCGUGGACCAAGGCGCGCUCUCGUGGACCAAGGCGCGCUCUCGUGGACCAAGGCGCGCUCUCGUGGACCAAGGCGCGCUCGUGGACCAAGGCGCGCUCUCGUGGACCAAGGCGCGCUCUCGUGGACCAAGGCGCGCUCUCGUGGACCAAGGCGCGCUCUCGUGGACCAAGGCGCGCUCUCGUGGACCAAGGCGCGCUCUCGUGGACCAAGGCGCGCUCUCGUGGACCAAGGCGCGCUCUCGUGGACCAAGGCGCGCUCUCGUGGACCAAGGCGCGCUCUCGUGGACCAAGGCGCGCUCUCGUGGACCAAGGCGCGCUCGUGGACCAAGGCGCGCUCUCGUGGACCAAGGCGCGCUCUCGUGGACCAAGGCGCGCUCUCGUGGACCAAGGCGCGCUCUCGUGGACCAAGGCGCGCUCUCGUGGACCAAGGCGCGCUCUCGUGGACCAAGGCGCGCUCUCGUGGACCAAGGCGCGCUCUCGUGGACCAAGGCGCGCUCUCGUGGACCAAGGCGCGCUCUCGUGGACCAAGGCGCGCUCUCGUGGACCAAGGCGCGCUCUCGUGGACCAAGGCGCGCUCUCGUGGACCAAGGCGCGCUCUCGUGGACCAAGGCGCGCUCUCGUGGACCAAGGCGCGCUCUCGUGGACCAAGGCGCGCUCUCGUGGACCAAGGCGCGCUCUCGUGGACCAAGGCGCGCUCUCGUGGACCAAGGCGCGCUCUCGUGGACCAAGGCGCGCUCUCGUGGACCAAGGCGCGCUCUCGUGGACCAAGGCGCGCUCUCGUGGACCAAGGCGCGCUCUCGUGGACCAAGGCGCGCUCUCGUGGACCAAGGCGCGCUCUCGUGGACCAAGGCGCGCUCUCGUGGACCAAGGCGCGCUCUCGUGGACCAAGGCGCGCUCUCGUGGACCAAGGCGCGCUCUCGUGGACCAAGGCGCGCUCUCGUGGACCAAGGCGCGCUCUCGUGGACCAAGGCGCGCUCUCGUGGACCAAGGCGCGCUCUCGUGGACCAAGGCGCGCUCUCGUGGACCAAGGCGCGCUCUCGUGGACCAAGGCGCGCUCUCGUGGACCAAGGCGCGCUCUCGUGGACCAAGGCGCGCUCUCGUGGACCAAGGCGCGCUCUCGUGGACCAAGGCGCGCUCUCGUGGACCAAGGCGCGCUCUCGUGGACCAAGGCGCGCUCUCGUGGACCAAGGCGCGCUCUCGUGGACCAAGGCGCGCUCUCGUGGACCAAGGCGCGCUCUCGUGGACCAAGGCGCGCUCUCGUGGACCAAGGCGCGCUCUCGUGGACCAAGGCGCGCUCUCGUGGACCAAGGCGCGCUCUCGUGGACCAAGGCGCGCUCUCGUGGACCAAGGCGCGCUCUCGUGGACCAAGGCGCGCUCUCGUGGACCAAGGCGCGCUCUCGUGGACCAAGGCGCGCUCUCGUGGACCAAGGCGCGCUCUCGUGGACCAAGGCGCGCUCUCGUGGACCAAGGCGCGCUCUCGUGGACCAAGGCGCGCUCUCGUGGACCAAGGCGCGCUCUCGUGGACCAAGGCGCGCUCUCGUGGACCAAGGCGCGCUCUCGUGGACCAAGGCGCGCUCUCGUGGACCAAGGCGCGCUCUCGUGGACCAAGGCGCGCUCUCGUGGACCAAGGCGCGCUCUCGUGGACCAAGGCGCGCUCUCGUGGACCAAGGCGCGCUCUCGUGGACCAAGGCGCGCUCUCGUGGACCAAGGCGCGCUCUCGUGGACCAAGGCGCGCUCUCGUGGACCAAGGCGCGCUCUCGUGGACCAAGGCGCGCUCUCGUGGACCAAGGCGCGCUCUCGUGGACCAAGGCGCGCUCUCGUGGACCAAGGCGCGCUCUCGUGGACCAAGGCGCGCUCUCGUGGACCAAGGCGCGCUCUCGUGGACCAAGGCGCGCUCUCGUGGACCAAGGCGCGCUCUCGUGGACCAAGGCGCGCUCUCGUGGACCAAGGCGCGCUCUCGUGGACCAAGGCGCGCUCUCGUGGACCAAGGCGCGCUCUCGUGGACCAAGGCGCGCUCUCGUGGACCAAGGCGCGCUCUCGUGGACCAAGGCGCGCUCUCGUGGACCAAGGCGCGCUCUCGUGGACCAAGGCGCGCUCUCGUGGACCAAGGCGCGCUCUCGUGGACCAAGGCGCGCUCUCGUGGACCAAGGCGCGCUCUCGUGGACCAAGGCGCGCUCUCGUGGACCAAGGCGCGCUCUCGUGGACCAAGGCGCGCUCUCGUGGACCAAGGCGCGCUCUCGUGGACCAAGGCGCGCUCUCGUGGACCAAGGCGCGCUCUCGUGGACCAAGGCGCGCUCUCGUGGACCAAGGCGCGCUCUCGUGGACCAAGGCGCGCUCUCGUGGACCAAGGCGCGCUCUCGUGGACCAAGGCGCGCUCUCGUGGACCAAGGCGCGCUCUCGUGGACCAAGGCGCGCUCUCGUGGACCAAGGCGCGCUCUCGUGGACCAAGGCGCGCUCUCGUGGACCAAGGCGCGCUCUCGUGGACCAAGGCGCGCUCUCGUGGACCAAGGCGCGCUCUCGUGGACCAAGGCGCGCUCUCGUGGACCAAGGCGCGCUCUCGUGGACCAAGGCGCGCUCUCGUGGACCAAGGCGCGCUCUCGUGGACCAAGGCGCGCUCUCGUGGACCAAGGCGCGCUCUCGUGGACCAAGGCGCGCUCUCGUGGACCAAGGCGCGCUCUCGUGGACCAAGGCGCGCUCUCGUGGACCAAGGCGCGCUCUCGUGGACCAAGGCGCGCUCUCGUGGACCAAGGCGCGCUCUCGUGGACCAAGGCGCGCUCUCGUGGACCAAGGCGCGCUCUCGUGGACCAAGGCGCGCUCUCGUGGACCAAGGCGCGCUCUCGUGGACCAAGGCGCGCUCUCGUGGACCAAGGCGCGCUCUCGUGGACCAAGGCGCGCUCUCGUGGACCAAGGCGCGCUCUCGUGGACCAAGGCGCGCUCUCGUGGACCAAGGCGCGCUCUCGUGGACCAAGGCGCGCUCUCGUGGACCAAGGCGCGCUCUCGUGGACCAAGGCGCGCUCUCGUGGACCAAGGCGCGCUCUCGUGGACCAAGGCGCGCUCUCGUGGACCAAGGCGCGCUCUCGUGGACCAAGGCGCGCUCUCGUGGACCAAGGCGCGCUCUCGUGGACCAAGGCGCGCUCUCGUGGACCAAGGCGCGCUCUCGUGGACCAAGGCGCGCUCUCGUGGACCAAGGCGCGCUCUCGUGGACCAAGGCGCGCUCUCGUGGACCAAGGCGCGCUCUCGUGGACCAAGGCGCGCUCUCGUGGACCAAGGCGCGCUCUCGUGGACCAAGGCGCGCUCUCGUGGACCAAGGCGCGCUCUCGUGGACCAAGGCGCGCUCUCGUGGACCAAGGCGCGCUCUCGUGGACCAAGGCGCGCUCUCGUGGACCAAGGCGCGCUCUCGUGGACCAAGGCGCGCUCUCGUGGACCAAGGCGCGCUCUCGUGGACCAAGGCGCGCUCUCGUGGACCAAGGCGCGCUCUCGUGGACCAAGGCGCGCUCUCGUGGACCAAGGCGCGCUCUCGUGGACCAAGGCGCGCUCUCGUGGACCAAGGCGCGCUCUCGUGGACCAAGGCGCGCUCUCGUGGACCAAGGCGCGCUCUCGUGGACCAAGGCGCGCUCUCGUGGACCAAGGCGCGCUCUCGUGGACCAAGGCGCGCUCUCGUGGACCAAGGCGCGCUCUCGUGGACCAAGGCGCGCUCUCGUGGACCAAGGCGGACUCGUGGACCAAGGCGCGCUCUCGUGGACCAAGGCGCGCUCUCGUGGACCAAGGCGCGCUCUCGUGGACCAAGGCGCGCUCUCGUGGACCAAGGCGCGCUCUCGUGGACCAAGGCGCGCUCUCGUGGACCAAGGCGCGCUCUCGUGGACCAAGGCGCGCUCUCGUGGACCAAGGCGCGCUCUCGUGGACCAAGGCGCGCUCUCGUGGACCAAGGCGCGCUCUCGUGGACCAAGGCGCGCUCUCGUGGACCAAGGCGCGCUCUCGUGGACCAAGGCGCGCUCUCGUGGACCAAGGCGCGCUCUCGUGGACCAAGGCGCGCUCUCGUGGACCAAGGCGCGCUCUCGUGGACCAAGGCGCGCUCUCGUGGACCAAGGCGCGCUCUCGUGGACCAAGGCGCGCUCUCGUGGACCAAGGCGCGCUCUCGUGGACCAAGGCGCGCUCUCGUGGACCAAGGCGCGCUCUCGUGGACCAAGGCGCGCUCUCGUGGACCAAGGCGCGCUCUCGUGGACCAAGGCGCGCUCUCGUGGACCAAGGCGCGCUCUCGUGGACCAAGGCGCGCUCUCGUGGACCAAGGCGCGCUCUCGUGGACCAAGGCGCGCUCUCGUGGACCAAGGCGCGCUCUCGUGGACCAAGGCGCGCUCUCGUGGACCAAGGCGCGCUCUCGUGGACCAAGGCGCGCUCUCGUGGACCAAGGCGCGCUCUCGUGGACCAAGGCGCGCUCUCGUGGACCAAGGCGCGCUCUCGUGGACCAAGGCGCGCUCUCGUGGACCAAGGCGCGCUCUCGUGGACCAAGGCGCGCUCUCGUGGACCAAGGCGCGCUCUCGUGGACCAAGGCGCGCUCUCGUGGACCAAGGCGCGCUCUCGUGGACCAAGGCGCGCUCUCGUGGACCAAGGCGCGCUCUCGUGGACCAAGGCGCGCUCUCGUGGACCAAGGCGCGCUCUCGUGGACCAAGGCGCGCUCUCGUGGACCAAGGCGCGCUCUCGUGGACCAAGGCGCGCUCUCGUGGACCAAGGCGCGCUCUCGUGGACCAAGGCGCGCUCUCGUGGACCAAGGCGCGCUCUCGUGGACCAAGGCGCGCUCUCGUGGACCAAGGCGCGCUCUCGUGGACCAAGGCGCGGACUCGUGGACCAAGGCGCGCUCGUGGACCAAGGCGCGCUCUCGUGGACCAAGGCGCGCUCUCGUGGACCAAGGCGCGCUCUCGUGGACCAAGGCGCGCUCUCGUGGACCAAGGCGCGCUCUCGUGGACCAAGGCGCGCUCUCGUGGACCAAGGCGCGCUCUCGUGGACCAAGGCGCGCUCUCGUGGACCAAGGCGCGCUCUCGUGGACCAAGGCGCGCUCUCGUGGACCAAGGCGCGCUCUCGUGGACCAAGGCGCGCUCUCGUGGACCAAGGCGCGGACUCGCGCGCUCUCGUGGACCAAGGCGCGCUCUCGUGGACCAAGGCGCGCUCUCGUGGACCAAGGCGCGCUCUCGUGGACCAAGGCGCGCUCUCGUGGACCAAGGCGCGCUCUCGUGGACCAAGGCGCGCUCUCGUGGACCAAGGCGCGCUCUCGUGGACCAAGGCGCGCUCUCGUGGACCAAGGCGCGCUCUCGUGGACCAAGGCGCGCUCUCGUGGACCAAGGCGCGCUCUCGUGGACCAAGGCGCGCUCUCGUGGACCAAGGCGCGCUCUCGUGGACCAAGGCGCGCUCUCGUGGACCAAGGCGCGCUCUCGUGGACCAAGGCGCGCUCUCGUGGACCAAGGCGCGCUCUCGUGGACCAAGGCGCGCUCUCGUGGACCAAGGCGCGCUCUCGUGGACCAAGGCGCGCUCUCGUGGACCAAGGCGCGCUCUCGUGGACCAAGGCGCGCUCUCGUGGACCAAGGCGCGCUCUCGUGGACCAAGGCGCGCUCUCGUGGACCAAGGCGCGCUCUCGUGGACCAAGGCGCGCUCUCGUGGACCAAGGCGCGCUCUCGUGGACCAAGGCGCGCUCUCGUGGACCAAGGCGCGCUCUCGUGGACCAAGGCGCGCUCUCGUGGACCAAGGCGCGCUCUCGUGGACCAAGGCGCGCUCUCGUGGACCAAGGCGCGCUCUCGUGGACCAAGGCGCGCUCUCGUGGACCAAGGCGCGCUCUCGUGGACCAAGGCGCGCUCUCGUGGACCAAGGCGCGCUCUCGUGGACCAAGGCGCGCUCUCGUGGACCAAGGCGCGCUCUCGUGGACCAAGGCGCGCUCUCGUGGACCAAGGCGCGCUCUCGUGGACCAAGGCGCGCUCUCGUGGACCAAGGCGCGCUCUCGUGGACCAAGGCGCGCUCUCGUGGACCAAGGCGCGCUCUCGUGGACCAAGGCGCGCUCUCGUGGACCAAGGCGCGCUCUCGUGGACCAAGGCGCGCUCUCGUGGACCAAGGCGCGCUCUCGUGGACCAAGGCGCGCUCUCGUGGACCAAGGCGCGCUCUCGUGGACCAAGGCGCGCUCUCGUGGACCAAGGCGCGCUCUCGUGGACCAAGGCGCGCUCUCGUGGACCAAGGCGCGCUCUCGUGGACCAAGGCGCGCUCUCGUGGACCAAGGCGCGCUCUCGUGGACCAAGGCGCGCUCUCGUGGACCAAGGCGCGCUCUCGUGGACCAAGGCGCGCUCUCGUGGACCAAGGCGCGCUCUCGUGGACCAAGGGCGGACUCGUGGACCAAGGCGCGCUCGUGGACCAAGGCGCGCUCUCGUGGACCAAGGCGCGCUCUCGUGGACCAAGGCGCGCUCUCGUGGACCAAGGCGCGCUCUCGUGGACCAAGGCGCGCUCUCGUGGACCAAGGCGCGCUCUCGUGGACCAAGGCGCGCUCUCGUGGACCAAGGCGCGCUCUCGUGGACCAAGGCGCGCUCUCGUGGACCAAGGCGCGCUCUCGUGGACCAAGGCGCGCUCUCGUGGACCAAGGCGCGCUCUCGUGGACCAAGGCGCGCUCUCGUGGACCAAGGCGCGCUCUCGUGGACCAAGGCGCGCUCUCGUGGACCAAGGCGCGCUCUCGUGGACCAAGGCGCGCUCUCGUGGACCAAGGCGCGCUCUCGUGGACCAAGGCGCGCUCUCGUGGACCAAGGCGCGCUCUCGUGGACCAAGGCGCGCUCUCGUGGACCAAGGCGCGCUCUCGUGGACCAAGGCGCGCUCUCGUGGACCAAGGCGCGCUCUCGUGGACCAAGGCGCGCUCUCGUGGACCAAGGCGCGCUCUCGUGGACCAAGGCGCGCUCUCGUGGACCAAGGCGCGCUCUCGUGGACCAAGGCGCGCUCUCGUGGACCAAGGCGCGCUCUCGUGGACCAAGGCGCGCUCUCGUGGACCAAGGCGCGCUCUCGUGGACCAAGGCGCGCUCUCGUGGACCAAGGCGCGCUCUCGUGGACCAAGGCGCGCUCUCGUGGACCAAGGCGCGCUCUCGUGGACCAAGGCGCGCUCUCGUGGACCAAGGCGCGCUCUCGUGGACCAAGGCGCGCUCUCGUGGACCAAGGCGCGCUCUCGUGGACCAAGGCGCGCUCUCGUGGACCAAGGCGCGCUCUCGUGGACCAAGGCGCGCUCUCGUGGACCAAGGCGCGCUCUCGUGGACCAAGGCGCGCUCUCGUGGACCAAGGCGCGCUCUCGUGGACCAAGGCGCGCUCUCGUGGACCAAGGCGCGCUCUCGUGGACCAAGGCGCGCUCUCGUGGACCAAGGCGCGCUCUCGUGGACCAAGGCGCGCUCUCGUGGACCAAGGCGCGCUCUCGUGGACCAAGGCGCGCUCUCGUGGACCAAGGCGCGCUCUCGUGGACCAAGGCGCGCUCUCGUGGACCAAGGCGCGCUCUCGUGGACCAAGGCGCGCUCUCGUGGACCAAGGCGCGCUCUCGUGGACCAAGGCGCGCUCUCGUGGACCAAGGCGCGCUCUCGUGGACCAAGGCGCGCUCUCGUGGACCAAGGCGCGCUCUCGUGGACCAAGGCGCGCUCUCGUGGACCAAGGCGCGCUCUCGUGGACCAAGGCGCGCUCUCGUGGACCAAGGCGCGCUCUCGUGGACCAAGGCGCGCUCUCGUGGACCAAGGCGCGCUCUCGUGGACCAAGGCGCGCUCUCGUGGACCAAGGCGCGCUCUCGUGGACCAAGGCGCGCUCUCGUGGACCAAGGCGCGCUCUCGUGGACCAAGGCGCGCUCUCGUGGACCAAGGCGCGCUCUCGUGGACCAAGGCGCGCUCUCGUGGACCAAGGCGCGCUCUCGUGGACCAAGGCGCGCUCUCGUGGACCAAGGCGCGCUCUCGUGGACCAAGGCGCGCUCUCGUGGACCAAGGCGCGCUCUCGUGGACCAAGGCGCGCUCUCGUGGACCAAGGCGCGCUCUCGUGGACCAAGGCGCGCUCUCGUGGACCAAGGCGCGCUCUCGUGGACCAAGGCGCGCUCUCGUGGACCAAGGCGCGCUCUCGUGGACCAAGGCGCGCUCUCGUGGACCAAGGCGCGCUCUCGUGGACCAAGGCGCGCUCUCGUGGACCAAGGCGCGCUCUCGUGGACCAAGGCGCGCUCUCGUGGACCAAGGCGCGCUCUCGUGGACCAAGGCGCGCUCUCGUGGACCAAGGCGCGCUCUCGUGGACCAAGGCGCGCUCUCGUGGACCAAGGCGCGCUCUCGUGGACCAAGGCGCGCUCUCGUGGACCAAGGCGCGCUCUCGUGGACCAAGGCGCGCUCUCGUGGACCAAGGCGCGCUCUCGUGGACCAAGGCGCGCUCUCGUGGACCAAGGCGCGCUCUCGUGGACCAAGGCGCGCUCUCGUGGACCAAGGCGCGCUCUCGUGGACCAAGGCGCGCUCUCGUGGACCAAGGCGCGCUCUCGUGGACCAAGGCGCGCUCUCGUGGACCAAGGCGCGCUCUCGUGGACCAAGGCGCGCUCUCGUGGACCAAGGCGCGCUCUCGUGGACCAAGGCGCGCUCUCGUGGACCAAGGCGCGCUCUCGUGGACCAAGGCGCGCUCUCGUGGACCAAGGCGCGCUCUCGUGGACCAAGGCGCGCUCUCGUGGACCAAGGCGCGCUCUCGUGGACCAAGGCGCGCUCUCGUGGACCAAGGCGCGCUCUCGUGGACCAAGGCGCGCUCUCGUGGACCAAGGCGCGCUCUCGUGGACCAAGGCGCGCUCUCGUGGACCAAGGCGCGCUCUCGUGGACCAAGGCGCGCUCUCGUGGACCAAGGCGCGCUCUCGUGGACCAAGGCGCGCUCUCGUGGACCAAGGCGCGCUCUCGUGGACCAAGGCGCGCUCUCGUGGACCAAGGCGCGCUCUCGUGGACCAAGGCGCGCUCUCGUGGACCAAGGCGCGCUCUCGUGGACCAAGGCGCGCUCUCGUGGACCAAGGCGCGCUCUCGUGGACCAAGGCGCGCUCUCGUGGACCAAGGCGCGCUCUCGUGGACCAAGGCGCGCUCUCGUGGACCAAGGCGCGCUCUCGUGGACCAAGGCGCGCUCUCGUGGACCAAGGCGCGCUCUCGUGGACCAAGGCGCGCUCUCGUGGACCAAGGCGCGCUCUCGUGGACCAAGGCGCGCUCUCGUGGACCAAGGCGCGCUCUCGUGGACCAAGGCGCGCUCUCGUGGACCAAGGCGCGCUCUCGUGGACCAAGGCGCGCUCUCGUGGACCAAGGCGCGCUCUCGUGGACCAAGGCGCGCUCUCGUGGACCAAGGCGCGCUCUCGUGGACCAAGGCGCGCUCUCGUGGACCAAGGCGCGCUCUCGUGGACCAAGGCGCGCUCUCGUGGACCAAGGCGCGCUCUCGUGGACCAAGGCGCGCUCUCGUGGACCAAGGCGCGCUCUCGUGGACCAAGGCGCGCUCUCGUGGACCAAGGCGCGCUCUCGUGGACCAAGGCGCGCUCUCGUGGACCAAGGCGCGCUCUCGUGGACCAAGGCGCGCUCUCGUGGACCAAGGCGCGCUCUCGUGGACCAAGGCGCGCUCUCGUGGACCAAGGCGCGCUCUCGUGGACCAAGGCGCGCUCUCGUGGACCAAGGCGCGCUCUCGUGGACCAAGGCGCGCUCUCGUGGACCAAGGCGCGCUCUCGUGGACCAAGGCGCGCUCUCGUGGACCAAGGCGCGCUCUCGUGGACCAAGGCGCGCUCUCGUGGACCAAGGCGCGCUCUCGUGGACCAAGGCGCGCUCUCGUGGACCAAGGCGCGCUCUCGUGGACCAAGGCGCGCUCUCGUGGACCAAGGCGCGCUCUCGUGGACCAAGGCGCGCUCUCGUGGACCAAGGGCGGACUCGUGGACCAAGGCGCGCUCUCGUGGACCAAGGCGCGCUCUCGUGGACCAAGGCGCGCUCUCGUGGACCAAGGCGCGCUCUCGUGGACCAAGGCGCGCUCUCGUGGACCAAGGCGCGCUCUCGUGGACCAAGGCGCGCUCUCGUGGACCAAGGCGCGCUCUCGUGGACCAAGGCGCGCUCUCGUGGACCAAGGCGCGCUCUCGUGGACCAAGGCGCGCUCUCGUGGACCAAGGCGCGCUCUCGUGGACCAAGGCGCGCUCUCGUGGACCAAGGCGCGCUCUCGUGGACCAAGGCGCGCUCUCGUGGACCAAGGCGCGCUCUCGUGGACCAAGGCGCGCUCUCGUGGACCAAGGCGCGCUCUCGUGGACCAAGGCGGACUCGUGGACCAAGGCGCGCUCGUGGACCAAGGCGCGCUCUCGUGGACCAAGGCGCGCUCUCGUGGACCAAGGCGCGCUCUCGUGGACCAAGGCGCGCUCUCGUGGACCAAGGCGCGCUCUCGUGGACCAAGGCGCGCUCUCGUGGACCAAGGCGCGCUCUCGUGGACCAAGGCGCGCUCUCGUGGACCAAGGCGCGCUCUCGUGGACCAAGGCGCGCUCUCGUGGACCAAGGCGCGCUCUCGUGGACCAAGGCGCGCUCUCGUGGACCAAGGCGCGCUCUCGUGGACCAAGGCGCGCUCUCGUGGACCAAGGCGCGCUCUCGUGGACCAAGGCGCGCUCUCGUGGACCAAGGCGCGCUCUCGUGGACCAAGGCGCGCUCUCGUGGACCAAGGCGCGCUCUCGUGGACCAAGGCGCGCUCUCGUGGACCAAGGCGCGCUCUCGUGGACCAAGGCGCGCUCUCGUGGACCAAGGCGCGCUCUCGUGGACCAAGGCGCGCUCUCGUGGACCAAGGCGCGCUCUCGUGGACCAAGGCGCGCUCUCGUGGACCAAGGCGCGCUCUCGUGGACCAAGGCGCGCUCUCGUGGACCAAGGCGCGCUCUCGUGGACCAAGGCGCGCUCGUGGACCAAGGCGCGCUCUCGUGGACCAAGGCGCGCUCUCGUGGACCAAGGCGCGCUCUCGUGGACCAAGGCGCGCUCUCGUGGACCAAGGCGCGCUCUCGUGGACCAAGGCGCGCUCUCGUGGACCAAGGCGCGCUCUCGUGGACCAAGGCGCGCUCUCGUGGACCAAGGCGCGCUCUCGUGGACCAAGGCGCGCUCUCGUGGACCAAGGCGCGCUCUCGUGGACCAAGGCGCGCUCUCGUGGACCAAGGCGCGCUCUCGUGGACCAAGGCGCGCUCGUGGACCAAGGCGCGCUCUCGUGGACCAAGGCGCGCUCUCGUGGACCAAGGCGCGCUCUCGUGGACCAAGGCGCGCUCUCGUGGACCAAGGCGCGCUCUCGUGGACCAAGGCGCGCUCUCGUGGACCAAGGCGCGCUCUCGUGGACCAAGGCGCGCUCUCGUGGACCAAGGCGCGCUCUCGUGGACCAAGGCGCGCUCUCGUGGACCAAGGCGCGCUCUCGUGGACCAAGGCGCGCUCUCGUGGACCAAGGCGCGCUCUCGUGGACCAAGGCGCGCUCUCGUGGACCAAGGCGCGCUCUCGUGGACCAAGGCGCGCUCUCGUGGACCAAGGCGCGCUCUCGUGGACCAAGGCGCGCUCUCGUGGACCAAGGCGCGCUCUCGUGGACCAAGGCGCGCUCUCGUGGACCAAGGCGCGCUCUCGUGGACCAAGGCGCGCUCUCGUGGACCAAGGCGCGCUCUCGUGGACCAAGGCGCGCUCUCGUGGACCAAGGCGCGCUCUCGUGGACCAAGGCGCGCUCGUGGACCAAGGCGCGCUCUCGUGGACCAAGGCGCGCUCUCGUGGACCAAGGCGCGCUCUCGUGGACCAAGGCGCGCUCUCGUGGACCAAGGCGCGCUCUCGUGGACCAAGGCGCGCUCUCGUGGACCAAGGCGCGCUCUCGUGGACCAAGGCGCGCUCUCGUGGACCAAGGCGCGCUCUCGUGGACCAAGGCGCGCUCUCGUGGACCAAGGCGCGCUCUCGUGGACCAAGGCGCGCUCUCGUGGACCAAGGCGCGCUCUCGUGGACCAAGGCGCGCUCUCGUGGACCAAGGCGCGCUCGUGGACCAAGGCGCGCUCUCGUGGACCAAGGCGCGCUCUCGUGGACCAAGGCGCGCUCUCGUGGACCAAGGCGCGCUCUCGUGGACCAAGGCGCGCUCUCGUGGACCAAGGCGCGCUCUCGUGGACCAAGGCGCGCUCUCGUGGACCAAGGCGCGCUCUCGUGGACCAAGGCGCGCUCUCGUGGACCAAGGCGCGCUCUCGUGGACCAAGGCGCGCUCUCGUGGACCAAGGCGCGCUCUCGUGGACCAAGGCGCGCUCUCGUGGACCAAGGCGCGCUCUCGUGGACCAAGGCGCGCUCUCGUGGACCAAGGCGCGCUCUCGUGGACCAAGGCGCGCUCUCGUGGACCAAGGCGCGCUCUCGUGGACCAAGGCGCGCUCUCGUGGACCAAGGCGCGCUCUCGUGGACCAAGGCGCGCUCUCGUGGACCAAGGCGCGCUCUCGUGGACCAAGGCGCGCUCUCGUGGACCAAGGCGCGCUCUCGUGGACCAAGGCGCGCUCUCGUGGACCAAGGCGCGCUCUCGUGGACCAAGGCGCGGACUCGUGGACCAAGGCGCGCUCGUGGACCAAGGCGCGCUCUCGUGGACCAAGGCGCGCUCUCGUGGACCAAGGCGCGCUCUCGUGGACCAAGGCGCGCUCUCGUGGACCAAGGCGCGCUCUCGUGGACCAAGGCGCGCUCUCGUGGACCAAGGCGCGCUCUCGUGGACCAAGGCGCGCUCUCGUGGACCAAGGCGCGCUCUCGUGGACCAAGGCGCGCUCUCGUGGACGAAUACGCGCUCUCGUGGACCAAGGCGCGCUCUCGUGGACCAAGGCGCGCUCUCGUGGACCAAGGCGCGCUCUCGUGGACCAAGGCGCGCUCUCGUGGACCAAGGCGCGCUCUCGUGGACCAAGGCGCGCUCUCGUGGACCAAGGCGCGCUCUCGUGGACCAAGGCGCGCUCUCGUGGACCAAGGCGCGCUCUCGUGGACCAAGGCGCGCUCUCGUGGACCAAGGCGCGCUCUCGUGGACCAAGGCGCGCUCUCGUGGACCAAGGCGCGCUCUCGUGGACCAAGGCGCGCUCUCGUGGACCAAGGCGCGCUCUCGUGGACCAAGGCGCGCUCUCGUGGACCAAGGCGCGCUCUCGUGGACCAAGGCGCGCUCGUGGACCAAGGCGCGCUCUCGUGGACCAAGGCGCGCUCUCGUGGACCAAGGCGCGCUCUCGUGGACCAAGGCGCGCUCUCGUGGACCAAGGCGCGCUCUCGUGGACCAAGGCGCGCUCUCGUGGACCAAGGCGCGCUCUCGUGGACCAAGGCGCGCUCUCGUGGACCAAGGCGCGCUCUCGUGGACCAAGGCGCGCUCUCGUGGACCAAGGCGCGCUCUCGUGGACCAAGGCGCGCUCUCGUGGACCAAGGCGCGCUCUCGUGGACCAAGGCGCGCUCUCGUGGACCAAGGCGCGCUCUCGUGGACCAAGGCGCGCUCUCGUGGACCAAGGCGCGCUCUCGUGGACCAAGGCGCGCUCUCGUGGACCAAGGCGCGCUCUCGUGGACCAAGGCGCGCUCUCGUGGACCAAGGCGCGCUCUCGUGGACCAAGGCGCGCUCUCGUGGACCAAGGCGCGCUCUCGUGGACCAAGGCGCGCUCUCGUGGACCAAGGCGCGCUCUCGUGGACCAAGGCGCGCUCUCGUGGACCAAGGCGCGCUCUCGUGGACCAAGGCGCGCUCUCGUGGACCAAGGCGCGCUCUCGUGGACCAAGGCGCGCUCUCGUGGACCAAGGCGCGCUCUCGUGGACCAAGGCGCGCUCUCGUGGACCAAGGCGCGCUCUCGUGGACCAAGGCGCGCUCUCGUGGACCAAGGCGCGCUCUCGUGGACCAAGGCGCGCUCUCGUGGACCAAGGCGCGCUCUCGUGGACCAAGGCGCGCUCUCGUGGACCAAGGCGCGCUCUCGUGGACCAAGGCGCGCUCUCGUGGACCAAGGCGCGCUCUCGUGGACCAAGGCGCGCUCUCGUGGACCAAGGCGCGCUCUCGUGGACCAAGGCGCGCUCUCGUGGACCAAGGCGCGCUCUCGUGGACCAAGGCGCGCUCUCGUGGACCAAGGCGCGCUCUCGUGGACCAAGGCGCGCUCUCGUGGACCAAGGCGCGCUCUCGUGGACCAAGGCGCGCUCUCGUGGACCAAGGCGCGCUCUCGUGGACCAAGGCGCGCUCUCGUGGACCAAGGCGCGCUCUCGUGGACCAAGGCGCGCUCUCGUGGACCAAGGCGCGCUCUCGUGGACCAAGGCGCGCUCUCGUGGACCAAGGCGCGCUCUCGUGGACCAAGGCGCGCUCUCGUGGACCAAGGCGCGCUCUCGUGGACCAAGGCGCGCUCUCGUGGACCAAGGCGCGCUCUCGUGGACCAAGGCGCGCUCUCGUGGACCAAGGCGCGCUCUCGUGGACCAAGGCGCGCUCUCGUGGACCAAGGCGCGCUCUCGUGGACCAAGGCGCGCUCUCGUGGACCAAGGCGCGCUCUCGUGGACCAAGGCGCGCUCGUGGACCAAGGCGCGCUCUCGUGGACCAAGGCGCGCUCUCGUGGACCAAGGCGCGCUCUCGUGGACCAAGGCGCGCUCUCGUGGACCAAGGCGCGCUCUCGUGGACCAAGGCGCGCUCUCGUGGACCAAGGCGCGCUCUCGUGGACCAAGGCGCGCUCUCGUGGACCAAGGCGCGCUCUCGUGGACCAAGGCGCGCUCUCGUGGACCAAGGCGCGCUCUCGUGGACCAAGGCGCGCUCUCGUGGACCAAGGCGCGCUCUCGUGGACCAAGGCGCGCUCUCGUGGACCAAGGCGCGCUCUCGUGGACCAAGGCGCGCUCUCGUGGACCAAGGCGCGCUCUCGUGGACCAAGGCGCGCUCUCGUGGACCAAGGCGCGCUCUCGUGGACCAAGGCGCGCUCUCGUGGACCAAGGCGCGCUCUCGUGGACCAAGGCGCGCUCUCGUGGACCAAGGCGCGCUCUCGUGGACCAAGGCGCGCUCUCGUGGACCAAGGCGCGCUCUCGUGGACCAAGGCGCGCUCUCGUGGACCAAGGCGCGCUCUCGUGGACCAAGGCGCGCUCUCGUGGACCAAGGUGCGGACUCGUGGACCAAGGCGCGCUCUCGUGGACCAAGGCGCGCUCUCGUGGACCAAGGCGCGCUCUCGUGGACCAAGGCGCGCUCUCGUGGACCAAGGCGCGCUCUCGUGGACCAAGGCGCGCUCUCGUGGACCAAGGCGCGCUCUCGUGGACCAAGGCGCGCUCUCGUGGACCAAGGCGCGCUCUCGUGGACCAAGGCGCGCUCUCGUGGACCAAGGCGCGCUCUCGUGGACCAAGGCGCGCUCUCGUGGACCAAGGCGCGCUCUCGUGGACCAAGGCGCGCUCUCGUGGACCAAGGCGCGCUCUCGUGGACCAAGGCGCGCUCUCGUGGACCAAGGCGCGCUCUCGUGGACCAAGGCGCGCUCUCGUGGACCAAGGCGCGCUCUCGUGGACCAAUACGCGCUCUCGUGGACCAAGGCGCGCUCUCGUGGACCAAGGCGCGCUCUCGUGGACCAAGGCGCGCUCUCGUGGACCAAGGCGCGCUCUCGUGGACCAAGGCGCGCUCUCGUGGACCAAGGCGCGCUCUCGUGGACCAAGGCGCGCUCUCGUGGACCAAGGCGCGGACUCGUGGACCAAGGUGCGGACUCGUGGACCAAGGCGCGCUCUCGUGGACCAAGGCGCGCUCUCGUGGACCAAGGCGCGCUCUCGUGGACCAAGGCGCGCUCUCGUGGACCAAGGCGCGCUCUCGUGGACCAAGGCGCGCUCUCGUGGACCAAGGCGCGCUCUCGUGGACCAAGGCGCGCUCUCGUGGACCAAGGCGCGCUCUCGUGGACCAAGGCGCGCUCUCGUGGACCAAGGCGCGCUCUCGUGGACCAAGGCGCGGACUCGUGGACCAAGGUGCGGACUCGUGGACCAAGGCGCGCUCUCGUGGACCAAGGCGCGCUCUCGUGGACCAAGGCGCGCUCUCGUGGACCAAGGCGCGCUCUCGUGGACCAAGGCGCGCUCUCGUGGACCAAGGCGCGCUCUCGUGGACCAAGGCGCGCUCUCGUGGACCAAGGCGCCACCACUUAGCGCCCAACUUAGCGCCCCCCCUUAGCGCCCCCCCUUAG